Yamadazyma tenuis ATCC 10573 is the source of this 1166-nucleotide messenger RNA. NCBI's taxonomy places the organism in Eukaryota, Fungi, Ascomycota, Pichiomycetes, Serinales, Debaryomycetaceae. The record is from RefSeq and is a predicted model, not a curated record.
CAUCAAUGGCUGUUUGUGCUUCACCCUUCUGUGGAAAGGACACAGAAAGCACGUUAAAGUGUCCUGUUUGCUUGAAACAGGAUCUAGAAAAUGUUUUCUGUGACCAGAAAUGUUUCCGAGGCGCAUGGGGUAUCCAUAAAUAUAUCCACCAACAAGAAGAUGGAGAAGUCUACAACCCAUUUCCCAACUUUGACUUCAAAGGUGACCUCAGACCUCACUAUCCCUUGACGCCGCGCAGAACCAUCCCCAAGCAUAUCAAGCUUCCUGACCACGCCAAAGGUGGCCGUCCGCUAGGGGAGUUGGCGAAUGAUCGUAGAGGUAAAAUCACCGUGUUGGAAGGAAAAGAUCUUGAAAAAAUCAGAAAAGUUGGUAAAUUAGGUAGAGAAGUGUUGGACGCGGUGGCCAAGCACGUGAGAAUCGGCAUCACCACCGACGAGUUGGAUGCCAUUUUGCAUAAGGAAUGCACAAAGAGAAAUUGCUACCCUUCACCUUUGAACUACUUUAAUUUCCCCAAGAGUUUUUGUACCUCUGUCAAUGAGAUUAUCUGUCACGGGAUCCCCGACCAGACCAAAUUGAAAGAUGGAGAUAUUGUCAACUUAGAUGUGUCGAUCUACUACUUGGGGUUCCAUGCCGAUUUGAAUGAGACGUAUUACGUGGGGGAUAAGGCCAAAGCAGACCCGGAUACGGUACGGUUGGUGGAAACCACCAGAGAGUCGGUGGAGUUGGCUAUUGCGGCCGUUAAGCCUGGAAUGCCCUUCAGAGAGAUUGGAAAUAUCAUCGAAGCCUUUGCUACCAAAAACAAUGUGUCGGUGGUGAGAACGUACUGUGGGCAUGGAAUCAACCUGUUGUUCCACUGUCAGCCAGACAUUCCUCAUUAUGCUAAGAACAAGGCCAUUGGAAUUGCCAAGCCAGGGAUGGUGUUUACAAUUGAACCCAUGUUGUGUUUGGGAACCUAUAAGGACGUGACAUGGCCCGAUAACUGGACUUCUUCGACCCAAGACGGAAAGUAUUCAGCCCAGUUUGAGCACAUGUUGUUAGUGACUGAAGACGGAUGUGAGGUGUUGUCGGCGAGACAGGCCGAUUCACCAGGGGGACCCGUUCCACGUAUUUGAGGAAUGUAUAGAAAAAUAAAUGGAGAAGGAGUAAUGAAAUGGAAGUCGGUGAGG